AUGACUCGCGCCCCCCUAGCCAUUGCAGGUCAACUUGGAGAUUGGUGGUUACUCUGCCAUGAGGAGCAAGGCAAUGCGUUUUUUGCUUUAAAGUUAUCUAGCGACCUAGGUUCUGCCAAAAUGUAUCAGCUUCUUGAUUCCCUAUGUGAACCUUAUCAUAGGAAAACUGUUUCUGUCAUGUUCAGAAGAAAUGCUGAUAAUUUUUAUGGUAUGGGAUCUGAUGUUUUGCCAAAAUGUAUCAGCUUCUUGAUUCCCUAUGUGAACCUUGUUAUAUUUCUCAGACCUAGCGACAUAGAUCAUAGGAAAACUGUUUCUGUCAUGUUCAGAAGAAAUGUUGAUAAUAUUUAUGGUAUGGGAUCUGAUGUUCUGCCAAAAUGUAUCAGCUUCUUGAUUCCCUAUGUGAACCUUGUUAUAUUUCUCAGACCUAGCGACAUAGAUCAUAGGAAAACUGUUUCUGUCAUGUUCAGAAGAAAUGUUGAUAAUUUUUAUGGUAUGGGAUCUGAUGUUUUGCCAAAAUGUAUCAGAUUCUUGAUUCCCUAUGUGAACCUUGUUAUAUUUCUCAGACCUAGCGACCUAGGUAUCAUUCGUAGUCACCUCUCAAGACCAUGGCUUUGA
Molecule: messenger RNA, 615 nt
Organism: Sphenostylis stenocarpa
Lineage: Eukaryota; Viridiplantae; Streptophyta; Magnoliopsida; Fabales; Fabaceae
Source: the annotation of a GenBank genome assembly